Molecule: messenger RNA, 1204 nt
Organism: Leptomonas pyrrhocoris
Lineage: Eukaryota; Euglenozoa; Kinetoplastea; Trypanosomatida; Trypanosomatidae
Exons: 1
Coding region: 248-1204 (318 amino acids)
Cellular component (GO): small-subunit processome; nucleolus
Molecular function (GO): RNA binding
Source: RefSeq, a predicted model, not a curated record
GAAUCCCUUCGAAGGGACACACAACAUCUCCCGCCGGAGCCUUCUGAUUCUGACGACAGCGGUAACACACACACUCUCUCUCCUGUAUGAAGCGUCUAUUCUCUUGAUCAAUCUAUUUUGUCUAUUUCCCUAUUAUUAAAAGUGUACAAUUCACGUUGUUUAUCUCUUCUGGCGUUGAGGGGGUACGCGGAGCUUUUUAGUUUUCUUUUCGCUGUUCACCUGCUUCUAGGCUUUCAUCUCUCCUCAGAUGACCACCAACAGCAGCAAUUCGAAGUACUUCGUACCGGCGCUCACGCAGGAAGACGUGCCGGACGGCGCGUGCUGCGUCGCCGAGACCACCUUCGCCACCCUCUUCCCUUCCUACCUGGAGAGCUACGUUAAGAGCAUUUGGCCUGCAGUGGAGGAGGUGCUGGGGCAGCAUCAGCUAGUGGGCAAGUUGGACCUGCUGGAGGGCAGCAUGACCGUCGCCACCACCCGCCGCACCUGGGAUCCGUACACCAUCGUCGAUGCGCGCGAUUUCCUCAAACUGCUCGCCCGUAACGUCCCUCUCGCGCAGGCGCAGAAGAUCUUUCAGAGCGACAUUACGUCUGACAUCAUCAACAUCUCCGUCAAGGGCGGCAGCGUGCGCCGAUUUGUGAAGCGACGGGACCGCCUCAUUGGCCCCAAGGGCCAAACGCUCAAGGCGCUGGAGAUUCUGACUGGGUGCUACGUGCUGGUGCAGGGCAAGACUGUGGCGGUGAUGGGUCCGGUGAAGGGCACGCAGAUGGUGCGCAGCAUCGUCGAGGACUGCAUGAACAACAUCCACCCCAUCUACGGCCUGAAGCAACUCCUCAUCAAGCGAGAGCUGAUGAAACGGGAGGACAUGAAGCACGAGGACUGGUCUCGCUUCAUUCCCGUGUACAAGAAGACACAGCCGAACAAGGAGAAGCAGAAGGCGGUGCGGAAGAUCAAGAAGGAGCGGAUGCAGGCCGCCAAGCUGAAGCAGGCCGGAAAGGAGAAGUCCAUCUUCCCCCCUGCCCCGCCGAAGCGGUUGGAGGAUAUCGCGAUGGAGAGCGGUGAGGCCUUCCUGGCACCACGCAAACGCCGCCAGAAGGACGAGUUCGAGCUGCAGGGCACUCAGGUCGCAGCCCAGGAAUCGGCGGACAGUAGUGUCGCGGGACACAAGGGCGACAAACUAGCGGCCAAGAAGGCCAAGAAGCAGUAG